Acanthosepion pharaonis is the source of this 897-nucleotide messenger RNA. Lineage: Eukaryota; Metazoa; Mollusca; Cephalopoda; Sepiida; Sepiidae. The record is from the annotation of a GenBank genome assembly.
AUGGCUCACCACAACUUCCUGACGCUUUCGAGCCCUUCUUCCUCAAUUUCUUUCUUUCUUUCUUUCUUUCUUUCUUGUUCUUGUUUUUUUUUCCUUCUUUCAUUUACAUGUCUAUACUUCCUUCUAUAUAAUACAUUUCUUCGUUCAUUUCUUUCUUUCUUUCUUUUUGCCUCGUUCAUUCCUUGUUGUUCUUUUUUACUUCUUCUUUGGAAUCUUUGUCGUCGUUCAUCAUUUUCCUUCGUUUGUUCAUUUUCAUUCAUUCUUUUCUCAGUUACUUUUUCCUUCGCUGUAAUCCUUUUCUUCGUUCUUUCUUUCUUUCUUUCUUUCUUUCUUUCGCCAACUUUUCUUUCUUCACUGUCAUACUUUUCUUUCUGUCUUUCUUUCUUUACCUUUUAUUUCUUCUCUGUCAUACAUUUUCUUUCUUUCUUUCUUUCUUUCUUUCUUUCUUUCCCUUUACCUUUCUCUCUGUUAUACUUUUCCUUGUUUUCUUUCUUUCUUUCUUUCUUUCUUUCGCCAACUUUUCUUUCUUCGCUCUCAUACUUUUCUUUCUGUCUCCCUUUCUUUACCUUUUAUUUCUUCUCUGUCAUACUUUCUUUCUUUCUUUCUUUCUUUCUUUCUUUCUUUCUUUCUUUCCCUUUACCUUUCUCUCUGUUAUACUUUUCCUUGUUUUUUUUUUCUUUCUUUCUUUCUUUCUUUCGCCAUCUUUUCUUUCUUCGCUGUCAUACUUUUCUUUCUGUCUUUCUUUCUUUCUCUCUUUCCCUUUACCUUUCUCUCUGUUAUAUUUUUCCUUAUUCUUUUUCUUUCUUUCUUUCUUUCUUUCUUUCUUUCUUUCUUUCUUUCUUUCUUUCGUCAACUUUUCUUUCUUCGCUGUCAUACUUUUCUUUCUGUCUUUCUUAA